AUGGUAGAGAGCCCCAAAGGAAACUUUAGUGCGCACUGGAUUUUCAAGUACAAGGAAUUCUUUGAUAUCUUGGACGUUGAUGAAAAUGGCAUGGUGACUGAAGAGGAAUUCAUCGAUUCAACAACAAAGCGAGCUCAGCAAAUUCUCCCAUCUUGGAGAGCCAUGGCGGUGAAUGGUAUAUUGUCUAGUGCCUAUAAUCUGUGGUGGUUAAAUAAAUACACCAACUAUUCAAAAUCCAUCACAUUUCAAGAUUGGCUUCGGGCUGACGAAGUUGAACUCCCAAUUACAAGAGAAGAUCUCGUAAAAUUCGCAAAAGAUUGGUUUGACGCGCUUGAUCUCGACUGCAAUAGCAAAUUGAUGGUAGACGAGUAUUCCAACUUUCUUAUUAUUUUCCGUAACACUGGUAAGGUUCAAGAAAUAUUUGAUGCCAUUAAUUGGAAUGAGGAUGGUGUGAUUGACACCAACGAGUUCAUACACGCUUUUAUGGGCUACUGGGCUGAUCAAGAACCCAGCCCUUCUGAUGUCUUUUUAGGCACUCGUUAUUAA
This is a messenger RNA of Lingula anatina, 546 nucleotides long. RefSeq names its product mitrocomin-like. The record is from RefSeq and is a predicted model, not a curated record. Gene Ontology annotation, molecular function: calcium ion binding. NCBI's taxonomy places the organism in Eukaryota, Metazoa, Brachiopoda, Lingulata, Lingulida, Lingulidae.